Molecule: messenger RNA, 6544 nt
Organism: Topomyia yanbarensis
Lineage: Eukaryota; Metazoa; Arthropoda; Insecta; Diptera; Culicidae
Exons: 10
Coding region: 256-6393 (2045 amino acids)
Biological process (GO): microtubule cytoskeleton organization
Cellular component (GO): cytoplasmic microtubule; cilium
Molecular function (GO): microtubule binding
Source: RefSeq, a predicted model, not a curated record
CAUGCUCCUCUGUGGAACUGCUGGACAUUUCGGCUGAUGUCAGUCGGUGCUGAUUAGCAAUGAGUGUCAGAAUUUGUGCCUAUCGAAGUAUUCAUCUUGUGUCUCCCGUGCGAUUCGGUGUUUGGUAACACUUUUUUUUCUGUUCCGGUUGAUCCUCAUUGCGAGUUUAACAGUAUUCUGGCGAACAAUGCCUUCGUAAGUGCGAUGAAGAUUCAUGUUUGUUAGCGUAACAGUUGAACAAACGGAACUGAAAAAAUGUUUUUUCGAAGAGUUUUUGCGAAAAACAAUGGAAGUUCGUCGACCAGUGGAGAGGGUACCUCCUCCACCAGCAAUUCCUCGAAUAAUGUAAGUGCGUCUCCGGCACGGUAUCGUCGUGUUUUGAACGUCGAAGAUAAUCAACGAGUGCUAUCAGUUCUUCAGUUGACUCCACUCUGGGAGUACAUUAUCCGAAACAAUGAGCUUCCGACUGGAUUAAAUAUGAACGAGUUGUUUGGGGAAUUCUUGGAACGUCUACACGACCCAGAGUAUCAAGUCAGGCAGCAUUCGCUACGAGUUCUGAUAGAUGUGUUGAUUGUGCUCCGUGACGAAUCCGAUGUGUAUUUUGGCCCGCUGUUACCACCUAUCAUCGACAAUUUGGGACAUCCCUCGCCGGCCGUCCGUAAGGGCGCUCUGGAUGUUCUGAAAGUGUACAUCGCACAAACUAAAAUUCCUGAAACUGUUAUGUUGGAAAUUAUGAACUACGGUAUGGAUAGGAAUCCGAAAGAUCCGCUGAGUACUCGGUAUAUCGUUGGAGUGAUGUUGGCUUUACCAUCACUGAUACAACCGGCAAUUCUAACGGCUAAGCGGACGUUUAUUUUGAGGGCUGUCAUCAAUGCGUUGGGAGGUAAAAUGACACAAAUAACCUACCAAGAAAUAGCGCUGAAGAUCUUGCUCAAGAUUAAAAACGCAAUCGGUUCCCGAGAGUUUUACGAAUGCAUUUCUGUAUCCUAUCGGAGAGAUUUCGAUCUGUUGUGUAACGUUUAUGGGCUUCCGAAUCCCCCGAAAAGUCCCCGCCGAGAGACAGCUGUGAAUUUAACCCCACCAGGUUCAACAAUCCCAAUGCGUAAGUCCUGGAAACCCCAUGUGCCUCAAGUUCCUACCACAGAGCUGCAUCAGCCACUGCAACCUCUAUCUCCGAAAGCUCAACGAUGGAAAUCGGGAAGCCACAAUGACAUCACGAGAUUGGAUAAUUACGAAAAUAGGGCAUCAGAUGAUCGCCUCAAUCACAAUCCAUACGCAAUCAGUAAACUUCCGCACCAUGGCAGCUCGGUGGUUCGGCGGAUCAGUGUGGAUAACGUCAUCGAUCAAAUCGAUGAGUCGAAAGUGAUAAUGGAAACGGAGAUCAAGAUUAAUAAAGAGUCCGUAACAAUGCGGAUUCUGGAAGCGGAAAAUUCUCAGUCGAUAAGUGAUGAAAGUGACGAGGACAUUUCCAAGCGAUACGGAAUAGUGCGUGUGUUAACGGACAGUGAAGUAGAUGAAAGUGUUGGGACGAAAACUCUAGGGACAUCCAGUGUGAAUCUUGAACUCUCAUCGGAUGAAUAUGUACGUAGUACUCCUCGGCGUGUGCGAUUCGGUGGAGAGGUGGUGAAAAUGCGAACACCAGAUAGUGAUACGUUCGAGCAAAGUGAUCAAGAUGUGCUAACAGCUUCUCAGUCUUCUAGUUCUAGUGCUAUGAACAAUGUUAAUAACCACAACUCAUCUGUUACGGCUAGUUCUUCCGAUAAGUCAUCACCGAUCCAUCAACGUUCCGCGUUGAAAUCUUCUACUUCGUCAAUCGACCGGUCGAGUUCCUCGCUAAGAAGACAGUAUUCGCAAUCGGCAGAUACUGAGCGAUCAUCGCCACCCAUAAGCAGUGAGUAUAUUACCAACAGCCAAAGGCCAAUGUCUGCCAAAUCUAGAAGUUAUCUGAGUUCCGAAGACAUUCCACAUCCCCGGCAAAUCGCCUUUGCCAGACGAAGAAGCGUCACAUUCGACGAAGAUGAUAUGCGUACCUCAAUGCUGUCAAUGACUACGAUGGAAUAUUCCAACACACCGUCUCCAUCUCCGGAGCCACCGGAACCUCCAGAACAACCGACGGAAAGGCCAAAAACAUCGCGGCCCAAAUCUGGACGUACUUCCGCUAAUGGUUCUGUUAAUGUUCCCGUCGAAUCGGAGUCAACAAAACUGCCGUCCAAUGAGAGUGAAGCGAACGUAGAAGUCACCUCCCAAUCCGGGACUCCGGACAAUCAAAGUCAACCCGAACCGCAGGAAUCUAAUCACAUGCUAGCAGAAAAAAUAGAAGAAGUGAAGCAAGCGAUUCAAGGUAUCGAAGACAAAAUUAACAAUGCUGUUCUAAGAAAUGUCGAAAGUAUAGUCGAACUUCCAGGAAGUCCUUCCAAACUAACGAAAACAGAAUCGGUCGACUCUGCUACCACUUCUUCGCCAAAACUACAGAAGCCAAACCUGUCAAUAGAAGUUCUGCUUAAUACAAGCACGGAUACCAAAAAUAAUCUAGAAUCGGAUGACACUGGAACGAAGCAGGAUAAAAAAGAUUACACGAAAGAGUUAAACAUUGAAAUCCCAAGUGAGGAGAAAAUAAUAAACGACAUUCCUCAAAUCGCUGAAAAAUCCACCCCAACCUCGAAGAUACCGAAGAUGAUCAAGACAGGAAUACCGAAGCUCAACACGAUGCCAUCGCCAAGAAGACUGAAACCUUCGCCCAAAAACGGUUCAGACAGAAGUCUAUCUCCGAGUAAGCUACUCUCGGUUGAAGACAGAAGCCGCUCGAGACGUCGAUCGCGAUCGGCUACCUCGGCGACCUUCAAACGAAGCACGUACAUUAGUCCCUCAGCUUUGAGUCCCGCUCCGCACAGUGGUAUCGAAAUGAUACACAAUCUGCUGCGAAGUCCAUCGACUUCACCGAACAGAAACCGACGCAAGGGUUCCCCCGGAGAUCGUCCAACCACUAGCGACAAAAACAACAACAGCCCAGAAAUAAACAACCUAAACUGUAGCAAAAGUGAUAAAUGUUGUAAUGUGAAUGAAAAUGAUAUUUACGAUGUUUUCGGUAAAACGAUAGCCACUCAAACCUCAGUGGACCAAUUCGUGCCUUCGGUUGUUGUUUCAAGAUCCGAAACAGAGGGAGAGAUGUCCAGCAUUGCCAACGUGUACGAAGCUACAGAUGCCGAGAACAAUAAUCUUCCAGCUGUGGAAAGUCGACGAUCUAGUCUUCCAAAAAUUCUACACUCAAGAAUUAUCAAUUCCUGGGAGGAUCUGGGCAUCGUCGACCAGGCCGUUCUGUUCCAACUGAAAAGUGGAGACUGGCGAGUGCGUUCUCAAGGAUUCUGCACUAUCGAGGAAGCGCUCAAAUCGUCCGACAAUCUGUCCAAGGUUCAACCGUAUCUAGAAUCUCUGCUGCGAACAUUGCUUUCCUCCGAACGGAACCCGGAUGUCAUCGAGGAUAAGGUGCGAAUGAUGGUCAAUCUGGUGUCACGUCUUCCGCUGGAAAACCUGGAGGACCGGGUAAGCCAAAUCAUGAUCGGUCUGUGCCGGCAGGGUGGUCCCGGUAGCAAUACCGUUGCGAAAGCACUCAUGCAACGACUGCCGACGGCUGCGAUCGUGCAGCGAUUGCUAUCCGAUGAUUUUCUGCACGCCAAAAGCUCGAAGUUCCGUGAGAAUGCAUUGCAAAUGGUAUUAUUUGCUCUAAUGACAUUUCCUAGUACGUACUUCGACAUCAAAACGCUGAUAUCACGAGCCACCGAAGCAGCAGUUGACAGGAAGAAACGCGUGCGACACGGAGCACUCGAUGUGCUAGCGGUAUUAGGUCAAAUCAGCUCACCUAAACUGGUCUUAGACGUGGUGUGUUCUACCGCAGGUCAGCGUCCCGAUGGCAAUCAUCUGAUAGCAGCUGUUAAGGCACGACUUGCUCGAAAGCAGCUUCCAUUCAUAGGCCCCGAUGGCAGUGUAGAGUAUGCACUCAAGGUACCAUCAUGUCGAAACAGUUCCGUCAUCAUGUUUGGUGCCGAUGUCGACUGGAUCGAAUCCGGUAGCGGAUCGGCAUCGCCGACGUCGACCCGGUCCAAGCACUAUCCCAGCUUUCAGGUGGACGGUGCAUCGUAUGAUGAGUGUAGCAGAAAACCAAGCUUCCAAGUGUUCGAUGAUGUGCAUCAGCCAUCUGAGACGCACAAAGUCACCUCUGGUUGGUCAUCCAAGAUACCCGUGAGCCAAACGGACAAUAACAUCGCAGCCAAUAAUGGAUCGAGACCUUUCUAUGGAAAUUUACAAUCGCGGUCAUAUCCGGAGCUGUCCGAACACCAGCAACCGCUGCGGAAUGGUGGAAAAUCGCAACCAAAUGGUACCGGUAAUACCCGGCUUCCCAAACAACCGACAAUUUCAAGGUUUCCAGAGAUGGACCACCUGAAACAGAAUGGCAGAAAUGGACCAACCGGGAAGAGCACCAACCCUUACGAGAUGAAAGCAGUUCGACCUAUGCGCAGUAGGCUAUGCACGAGAAUGAGUGAUGGCUUCAUGAGUGACACGAUCGCUAAUGCCAACCGGGUUCUGCAAAGUGAUUCCCGCCCAUCGACAGAUCCGGCGAUCGAUAAUGGUGCGAUAAGACAGUCACGGAAUGGAAUGAGAUUCUAUAACCCCAAUUUGAUGAACAGCAACAACAAACAACAAUCAAACACGCAUGUGCAGAAACUAGAUGUAGACCAGCGUCCCAAUUUAUCACCCAACAAAAACUACGGCAACGUCGGUCACCACCGCAACAACAACAUCAAUGGACGCUUCUUCGUCGCCGCUGCCGGUGCGGACACAGGCGAGACACCAAGUCGAUCCCGCUUUCUAGGGGAAGCAUUGGAUGACGGUGCCGGCGGCGGAAUCAAUCAGGAAAGCUACAUUAUUCAUCGUGACGAACAAUACGACAGUGAAAAUGAUGAAAAGUCUAGCAACGAUUCGACCUCGACACGAAUUAUCUCCAACAGCACGUUUAACUUUGGUGGCCAAGGAAGCGACAAUUAUCCAACCACACCCAACAUUAGCCAUCCUCCCUCGAUUCUAUCAUCACGACCUCAUUCGGUAACUUCACGCAAAUCGAUUGGAUCGGGUAUUUUGAAAAACGAUGGCCGUCUCUCGAGAACCAGCAACAUUUCUUAUAGCAACCUCUCGGCGAAGCAGAUGAACGAUAACGUAUCCAUCAAGUCCAAUCGAUCCGCGAAGAGCAGGCACAAUGAGGUUUGGUAUGAACGAGAAGGAACACCGAUUCAAAGUGAAGAUGUCAUCAGUUCCAAUCAAGUCCAGUACGAAUCCGAUUAUGAUGACGAUGUGGAGGAAGAAGUGGCCGAACAACCAAAGCGUACGGCAACUCCUAAACGGUUUCCAACGCCUAGUCCACAUCCUCUGCAGGCAUCUUAUUCAACUGAGGAAUUGUCCAACGGCUUUAACCAAGUAGAAGAUACUAUAAUAUCACCAGUCAAAAGUCGAGUGCAAUCGGCUAGCUUGAGUAAUCUUCAGCAGAUAGAAGCUUUAGAAGCAAGUGCGCCACGGAGCCCAGUGAAAAAAAUUCUCAAAAAACCAUAUCUCGCUCGAAAAACCAGUAAAGUAGCACCCGUCAAAGACGUGGUCAGCAGCAUAAAAGCAAAAAACAAGAUUAAUGAAAGCAUGUUCCAGAAAAACCUGCGAAAGUUUGACAAACCAAAAGACGCACUUACAAACUGUAUUCAACACUUGGAAAGUCCCAACUGGGAACAGAACAUCAGUGGACUACAAUUCUUUGUCCGAUUAAUCCGACAUCACCCAACCAUUAUCGAUUCUCAGAUCCAUCUGCUCUCGGUUGCUCUAGCGAAACAGAUUCGUAAUCUACGGUCGCAAGUAGCACGAACUGCAUGCCAAGCUUCAGCCGAGUUCUUCUCCACUCAUCGACGCUGUAUCGAAGGCGAGGCGGAGGACAUCGCGACCCAUCUACUGCACCGUACUGCCGACACUAACAAGUUCCUUCGAGCCGAUGCGACCCACGCGCUGGAAUCGAUGUGUGAGAAUCUAUCCCACCCGAAGGUAAUCCAGAUAAUCGCUACGAAGGGGGCAACCCAUCAGAACGCCGUUGUUCGGACGACCGCUGCCAAACUGCUGGACAGAAUCAUUCGUCAGAUCGGUCCCGAUAAGGUAUUUUCACUGCCCAAGGAAUCCCGGGAUAGGCUGGUACUAACUGGAGCGCAGCUGCUGCUGGAGGGUUCUCUCGAAACGCGAAACUACACGAAGAGCAUGUUCAAACAGCUGUCGGAGCACCCGAACUACAACAAAGUAUUACUGGAGGUGAUUCCUACGCGAAUCUAUCGUAACAUCGAGAAAGCGCUGAAGAGCAUCCGGCAGAUGUAGAAUGUGGUUUUGUUUGACUAGAGAGAAAUGUGAUUCGUGUAGUUUAGAAUAGUUUAAUUUUUUAUUGUUUUUCUUACCUUCAAGUGUAGCAAUAUUCUCUGAAUCUUUGAUAAUGCUGCAUCUGUAAAAUCCCAUUGUAAUAAAUUUAUAA